Messenger RNA from Microthlaspi erraticum, 369 nucleotides. The record is from the annotation of a GenBank genome assembly. NCBI's taxonomy places the organism in Eukaryota, Viridiplantae, Streptophyta, Magnoliopsida, Brassicales, Brassicaceae.
AUGGGUCGUGGAGUUAGUGCAGGUGGUGGACAAAGUUCUUUGGGAUACCUUUUUGGUAGUGGAGAGGCUCCGGCUCCAAAGCCAGCCACUAACAAUGCUCCAGCUCCUCCGGCUGAGACUCUGCCCGUAGGAAAUGCUGAUCCUUCACCUACGCCUGCACCUGCACCUGUUGCUGCUCAGCCAGUUAACGUUGCCGGGCAGAUACCUGCUGGUACCAACAACUCCUCUACAAACAACUACAUUCGUGCUGAUGGACAGAACACUGGCAACUUCCUCACGGACCGGCGAUCGACCAAGGUUCAUGCACCCCCUGGAGGUGGCUCAUCUCUGGAUUACCUCUUAGGUGGUGGUGGUGGCGGAAGUAACUAG